AUGGGGCGGGUGGCGGGGAUGCGGAGGGUGGAGCCCCAGCCCCGGGCCCGGCAGAAUGGAGGCGGGUUCGGGCGCGGCUCGGAGCGUGGCAGAUCGGCUGCUGGAGCAGCCGUGGCGGUGACCGAAGAGCGGCUGAGCCCCUGCGACCCUGGGCGGAGCUCCGCGAUCCAAAUGUCCGGCUCCCGGAGCGAGGUGGGCGGGCGGCUCGGGACCACCGCCCGGGCUGGCAUGGAGCGGUGGCGGGACCGGCUGGCAUUGGUGACAGGAGCUUCGGGGGGCAUCGGCGCGGCUGUGGCCCGGGCCCUGGUCCAGCAGGGACUGAAGGUAGUGGGUUGUGCCCGCACCGUGGGCAGCAUCGAGGAGCUGGCUGCCGAAUGUAAGAGUGCAGGCUACCCCGGGACUUUGAUCCCCCACAGAUGUGACCUGUCCAGCGAGGAGGAUAUCCUCUCCAUGUUCUCGGCCGUCCGAUCUCAGCAUAGCGGUGUGGACAUCUGCAUCAACAAUGCUGGCUUGGCCCGGCCUGACACCCUGCUGUCAGGCAGUACCAGCGGCUGGAAGGACAUGUUCAAUGUGAACGUGCUGGCCCUCAGCAUCUGCACCCGGGAGGCCUACCGGUCCAUGAAGGAACGCAAGGUGGAUGACGGGCAUAUCAUUAACAUCAACAGCAUGUCGGGUCACCAAGUGUCACCCCACUCCAUGAUCCAUUUCUAUAGUGCUACCAAGUAUGCUGUCACCGCCCUGACAGAGGGACUGAGGCAAGAGCUCCGGGAGGCCCAGACCCACAUCCGAGCCACGUGCAUCUCUCCAGAAGUGGUGGAGACACAAUUCGCCUUCAAACUCCACGACAAGGACCCUGAGAAGGCAGCUGCCACCUAUGAAUGCAUAAAGUGUCUCAAGCCCGAGGAUGUGGCCGAGGCUGUCAUCUAUGUCCUCAGCACCCCUCCACAUGUCCAGAUUGGAGAUAUCCAGAUGAGGCCCACGGAGCAGGUGAUCUAGUUUCCUGUGGGGAGCUCGGCCUUCCCUCCCCGCCCCUCGCAGCUUGGCUCCUGCCUCUGGAUUUUAGGUGUUGAUUUCUGGACUCCUGGAUUCCGCUUCCUCUCCCCACCCGACCAGGGGCUAAAAAAUUCGUUUGAAGUUUUUAUAUCUUAUCAAAUCGUUUCCAUCACAAAUAGGAACAGUGGGCUGGGAAGAGGAGGUGGUGUCCCUGAUUAUUUUACCUGUUAACUCAUUCUCGGUCCCCUUCUUAGGCUCCUUGGCCUUUGUUUGCUCUCUUCCGUCUCUUCCUUUUGACCUGGGGAAGGGACUGUGGCCAAAAGGGGGGCUCCCCCGUCCCUCAGGAAGGAGGUGGCAGAGAGAAGCCCUCACCUUCCAUCUGAAUGGUAAUCCAAGGCUCCAGGCUUCCUCCUCUCCCUGCCCUACUGCCCGCAUCGCCCCUUCACUUCCCCCAUCCCAGUUCUCCAGCCCAGGCUUGGCUUCUUGGCUCCCACAGGGGUUAUCACUCCACUGACUAUGGCAGCUGAAUACCAGGGCCUGCCUCCCAAGUGGAUUUCACUGUGAUAAUUAAAAAAGAAAAAUGGCAACAAC
Molecule: messenger RNA, 1584 nt
Organism: Odobenus rosmarus divergens (Pacific walrus)
Lineage: Eukaryota; Metazoa; Chordata; Mammalia; Carnivora; Odobenidae
Gene: DHRS11
Product: dehydrogenase/reductase (SDR family) member 11
Exons: 7
Coding region: 1-996 (331 amino acids)
Molecular function (GO): oxidoreductase activity
Source: RefSeq, a predicted model, not a curated record